This is a messenger RNA of Ordospora colligata OC4, 2160 nucleotides long. RefSeq lists its product as uncharacterized. The coding region runs from base 1 to 2160 and encodes 719 amino acids. The record is from RefSeq and is a predicted model, not a curated record. Lineage: Eukaryota; Fungi; Microsporidia; Ordosporidae. The transcript has a single exon.
AUGGAAAAGCGCCACUUCGAUGUUCGCGACUUGUUUCCUCAGAGUGAGCCAAAUGCAUGCAGCGAGGAAGAUGAUGUUUAUGCAAAAAUAAGUAAAAGAAGAAAUAAAAGACAUGCUCGGGACGCAUUUCCCAUUUUCUCCACAGAAGAGAUGAAUACGCUUGCACACAUCGAUAUGGAGAGCACUCAGAUUCAAAGCGAUCAUUCACCAUCAAAAAUAACAUGGAAACAUUAUCGGAGCAUUGGUCUUAAAGAGCUCGAUUGCUAUGAAAUUGAAUCUUCCACAAAUGCAUGCGAUAAUAAAUGGAAGAUUAGCAUACUUACAGAUUUGAUUCAGAAGAACCGCCAGAAUGUAGAUGCCCGGAUCAAGCUUAGUAGACUUCUGCCAUGUGAUAAUGCAAAUAAAAUUCUGAUUGAUGCAAGAGACAUCAGAGAUGCUCGUCUUUGGACAGAGAUUAUAAAAAGGUGUUAUGUGCCUGAAUUACUUAACGAUGCAUUGAAUGUGAUGAAUGGGGAUGAACAAUUCUACAUGAUGCUAUUUGAAUGCGACAAAAGGAUAGAUGUUUUACAAGCAGGCGUUUUGAAGCAUCCUAAAUCAAUUUUACUGAGAAAAGCAAUGACUAAUGCAAUUAAUUGCAUAGAUCAGAAACAAUGCUUUCUGUAUGACUCUGUUAUUGACAUGGCUGAUGUAUACAUAGAAGCAGACAAUUCGAAAGAUUUAUCUACAGCUGAUAAUGUUUUGGAUAGCACGGCUAGUAAUGCUUCAAAUGAAUUUGCAAUGAUGUUUGUUGCUUCACAACCUGCCAUUCACAUGAUUAAGAGAUUGUACAAUCAACUUAAAUGUAAACAGAUAUAUUUGCAUGCAUUGAUGGUGCAUCUUUUGAUUAACGGUGAUGAUGAUGUACUGAAUGAUUUGUUUUGUCUUCAUUUGCACAAGAUAGUUUGUAUUUUGAAUGAUUGUAAGAUAAAAGUUGUAUUUCCUGUGGAAACCUUAAAUAAUACCGAUAUUAUAUUGUAUAUCAAGGGAGUUAAAGUGGAUCCUAUGUGUGUCAUGCCACAUGGGCUAAGAUGCUUGUUUGUAUCAAUUAGCAAGCAUGGGAUGCAUGAUGAUGAGAGCUUUGUUUUAUGCUAUGGAGUUAUUAAGCAAUGUGUACUUGAUGAGCAAUUUAUAGACGAGUUUUUUGUAAUGCAUAGACGAAGAUACUUUGUGGAUCUGAUGAAGGCGAAGGAGUACUGGAAGUUGUACACAAUGCAGAAUGAGCUGAAGUUUUUCAGAAAAGCAGACAAGAUUCUGAAAUGCGGAGUUAUGCAUUAUGGCAAGGAAAAGAAGCUGUUUGUGCUUGCAAGAUCGAAGAUGCAUUAUUUUGCAGGUGAUUUUGUUGGCAGUCUGAGCGCGAUUCCAAAGAAGAUGAAAACAAUCAGGAGGUAUGUUGUUCUAUCGCAGAUGAGUGUAAAAAUGGCAAUUUCUACAAUACGCAACGAUCUUCACGAGUAUAAGCACUACUUAUUGUAUGCAGAGCUAACGCGUAAUGCAGGUAUGGAUGCAUCUGAAGUGUAUGAAGAGUGUAUGAGAAAGUAUCCGAAUAAUGUAGAAGUGGCCGUUGGAUAUUUGAGAUACAUUAAGGUGGUUGAUGUGGAGAAAGCUGUGGAGCUAUCUAAUGAGAUGAUAAAGAAAUAUGCUUCAGACGAGAGGAUGUGGUACGAGAGAUUUGUGAUAUUUAGACAUAGUGGAAGGAUUGCACUUCCUGUUUUGUAUAACUCCAGAAAGCAUGUAAGGUCUGGGCUGAUUGAUUCAGAAAUCAAAUAUUAUGAAAACAAACAAGUGCCUGAAGGAAGUAAAUACUCUGGGUAUUAUGAAUACAAGAGGAUGAUAGACAUGGAAUGCAAUACUUUAGGUAUUUGUGAAGCGUGUAUACAACGAAUGAAGCAGUAUUACGCUCACAGAAUAGAGAAUGACUAUGAUGACGGAGACAGUUAUUUGCUGCUCUAUGGAGUGCUGAAGAGUGUGCCUGAGGAAGUGAUCAAGAUGGUGAAGUUUUUUGAUCCUAGGAAUGGGAUGUAUUGGGCCAGGGUUAGGAAUGUCGUUAGUGCAGCAGAGCGAUUGAAGCAAGGACUUGAAGUAAUGGAAUUUGAUAUGAUUAGACGAAGUAAGGUCAAUUGA